AUGGUUUCGCCCUCUGUAGGUGACCGCCCUGCUCUCCCAGCACUGAAGCAGCAGUUCAGCAUCUCUGAGCUGAUCGUGUGCCGAGGCGACGCCCAGAACCACACGGUGGGUUCAGAGGAGACGGGACUGCAGGAACACACUGAAGAAAACUGCCUCUACUGUGUAGGAGCCAUCGUCCUCGGAUACCCCACACAGCCACAGAUCAACAGCACACACCCUCGGACAGACUAUGUCGACUUCCCAUCAUGGGGAGGGCAGAGCGGCCAUCGUCUGGAGGUGAUGCCUCAGUCCAAGUUUUCUGGGGUGUCGGGCUGCAGCGACGCUGCCGUGUCACAAGGCUCAAUUUGUAGCACGCCUACACCUGCUGACAUUGUCAUAGGUGGCAAGGCCAUAUCAGAAGAUGGCCCCGCCUCCCGAGUCCUGCUGAGGAAGGAGGUGCUCCGCCUCAUCAUCAACCUCAGCUCCUCUGUAGGAACCAAAGGCCACGAAACAGGACUACUGACGAUAAAGGAGAAGUUUCCCUAUGCGUUUGAUGACAUCUGCCUGUACUCUGAGGUUUCCCACCUCUUAGCCCACUGUAUGUUUCGCCUGACCUCAAGACGUUUUAUACAGGAACUCUUCCAGGACGUGCAAUUCAUGCCGAUGUAUGAGGAAGCAGAGGCAAUCCUGACAAAACAACCAAAACUUGCUGAAGAGGAUGGUGACCCUCCUGCAGAAUCCUGAUCAUCCUCCCCCCUUGUGUUACCUGCACAGCCCCGGUCCUGCCACCUUACGAACAUAAAUAAAAAAAACGACUGAGAAAAUAUAAGAAAUAAGGUUGGGGAGGCAUCUGGCAUGUUUCUGUUGCUUAAAACAGAGUACUAUAUCCAAGGAAGAGGAGGAGGUGGUCAUUGCUCGCCUUUCUUGGAAACAAAAGGCUGUCGGUAUCUGUAAACAAAAUUUAACCGGACUCGCCUAGUGCUGUUUCAGACUUUUUUUUUCAAACAGGAAAAAGGGGGAGCAGUUUAACCAAAUACUGUUUUCAGAUGGGUCGGCAAUCUUGAACAACACUCAAUAAUGCAUCAACACAAUGCUAAAGGACAAGCUGGAACAUUAAGACAAAGACUCACAUUGUGUUCAAAAGAAGAAAAAAUAGUUCUAUCAGCAUUUUAUCUCUUUCCAGAGGUGGUGUUUUUCUGUAAUGAAAUGAAUAAGGCAUGUUGUUGUGUCUACCCAGUGAUUCCUCUGACCCCACAUUCUUUUCUCCGUAUGAAACAAAACACUACAGAAGGGUCCUGCUGUUUUAAAAACUUGUCCGGAGCCUCCCUGGUUCACGUCCCACCCUGACUUGUGAUCUGUUCUAGCCAGGUAACGUGCUUUUGCUUCUCUUGCCUCACCACUUCCUACAACCUGUAGCCUCGUUUCAGCACAGACAGCCAAUUACUUUUCUAUUUCUUGUAUCUCAGACAAUCAAACAUCACUAGUAUUGUAUUUUCUAAAGCACUAUAUAUGCCAACCUUACACAAUACAUGAGGAGAAUAGCAUGUAAUUUAAUGCUAGUUUAUGCCAUCCUUUACUUGCUUAGGACCUUUGGUGUUUUUCUUCAGCCAUCGCAUCAUUAGUAAUCUUAUCAGGAGAUGGGUUGAUCUUUUGGAAAGAUGCUCUGUUGUACAAGUUAAUCUUUAGAAUGAUUCAUUACAGAUUUAGUACCAAACUCUACUCACAAGACAUCUCCAAAACCUGCAUAAGCCCAGCAGCCCCCCAGCUCUAUGCCUUCUUACCUC
Plectropomus leopardus (leopard coralgrouper) is the source of this 1763-nucleotide messenger RNA. Lineage: Eukaryota; Metazoa; Chordata; Actinopteri; Perciformes; Serranidae. The record is from RefSeq and is a predicted model, not a curated record.